ACACUCGGUCGCCCACUCUUCCUCUCCAUCCUGCCGCACGACGCACCAACGCCGGCCUGCCGCUCCUAACUGGUACCCUAGCCAGCCAGCUCAUGCUGCCCUCGCUGCAUAUAUAUACAUAUAUAUAGCCCAUUCCACGAGCAACCAUUUCCAUUGACUAUGGAUUCAGGGAAGGUCCCUUCUCAGGACCGGUCCGGUUCAUCUCAGUCCCGUCAUCCAACCAUGACUAGUCGCGCUGGAGGCGCUGCUGGUGGUACCCAUUUUCCUUUCCCACUCGCCUCCAAAAGAACGACGCGAGAUUCAUUGACAUUCUCAUUCCCCCCUCUCUUUCAGCCUGAUACAUCCUCGACAUCACUUGUCCCUUCGACGGCUGAGGGAAAGCCCAUACCUCUCGACGGCAGCACUGCGGCACACCGUACAUCUGCCCUCCGGGAGCUCAACAGCAACUAUCCUUCCCGUCACCGCUACGCCAAGUCGACUGGGGCCCAGAGCAGCACAUACUCUCAGCCCGUCAUCGUGAGGACGUACUCCGGGUCUCACAGUCGCCCCACGAGUACCAACCGCGGCAACGGUACCAACGGAGGCGGUCUCGGCUCCCGGGCAGCCUUUUCUGUUGUGAGCAGUCCUGCGGCAUCUGUACGGCGCAUCAUAGCUCUUAGGACUCCAUUCAGCGGGAGCAAGCCGUCUCAGCAUGGCGGCCUAAGCAAAGCGAGAGGAAUCGCGAAAAAGCGGCUGGAGGGCCAGGGUGCCCUAGCCAAGCUUCCACCCGUCGAAGCAUACAGCUUCAAGAGCAUGAUGGCCAACAUCGAGGCGCAGGAGGGGGAGAACAACAUCAACGCUGACCUCGACCGUAUUGCUGAGAUAUGUGCUCGGUCACGGUACUCGUUAAGCAACCAGUAUGAGGUUCACGUUGCUCCUCACGGGUCUGGUUCAUCUUUUGUAAGCCGCGCCUCAUCGUCUAGACGCCAACGCCAAAAUGCCGGCCCCACGUUAGAGGCCGUUGUGUCGGACGACGAGCGCAGACAUAAGAGGCGCAGCGGUGGUAGGAGAAGAAGUAUAGCAAUGGGGACACUUGAAACCAUCAUGUCUUCGAGCCGAUCUUCCGAGGAAGACAAGUCGAAGAAGAAGUCGGCCGCAGAGAUAACGGCCGAGGUACGGGGCAGGACCGCAAGGAAGUCUUCGGGUAACACAUCGCCGACUUCAUCGGGCAGUGAAGGCGAGGGGCCGUCAAGCAAAGUCCCGGAGGGCCAGCCUCCGCCGCUUGUGCGGCGGAAGUCAUCCUCAUUCGCCACGGCCAUGCUAGAGAGCACACGCCAGGGCUUUACCGCCAGUAUUGCCUCACCGCGGAACUCAGCAACAGGCCUGGUCAGCGAGCCAGCUCUACCGAAGACCUCGACGAGCCAUCUCGAAGUCCGAACAGAUGCUGAGGAGAACGUGGCCCAUCGCCGUGCAGCCAAGGGCUCGGACGAAAGGCCCCGGGCUGACGGUCAUGAACCCCAGCACCACGAGGCCUUGGCCCAGCCCGAUCAGACGAAGCCACCGGCGGGACUCUUGGCAGGUCUGACCGGUUGGGUGCCGUGGAGACUGCCACCGAUUGUGGGACUCGGGUCGGCGUCUGCUCAAGGCGGCGUUUCGAGGAGCCAUGCUGAGGGUAGCUUGCGGGAACUGCUUAAGACGGCCGGUUUCAAAAGUAAAGGCAAGGCCGUUGAGGGCCAGUCUUGAGCCUGUUAGGUGACAGUCAAACUUGACAAGAUUGGGGAUAAGACGCCUUCGUCAUGGAUUACACACGCAACUUGGUGAUAUCAUUUGGCCUGGACUGCCGAGGUUCGGAAAAGGACAGUACCAAAAAGAAACGUUCGAUUUUUAAUACCCUAUACACUAAGCGGGAAGGCUAUACACAAAACAACCAGGAGGCGCAAGAUCGAAAACGGGGAAUCCGCAUCACCGCCUGUAAGCAGUACAAACUCACGAGCUAACGAAUAAUUUGUUUCACGGCAAUUUAUGACAUAUACUGAAUGAGAGGGCAUGCCCCAGGAUGGGCAACGGGACGGACUGGAAACCGGCUGGUAUUCUCAGACUAAAACUUCUGCAUAUAUAUGGUGUUAUUCAA
Colletotrichum navitas is the source of this 2110-nucleotide messenger RNA. RefSeq lists its product as uncharacterized. The transcript has 2 exons. Bases 160 to 1722 code for a protein of 520 amino acids. The record is from RefSeq and is a predicted model, not a curated record. NCBI's taxonomy places the organism in Eukaryota, Fungi, Ascomycota, Sordariomycetes, Glomerellales, Glomerellaceae.